Messenger RNA from Cimex lectularius (bed bug), 3629 nucleotides. RefSeq names its product zinc transporter ZIP13 homolog (gene Zip99C). Lineage: Eukaryota; Metazoa; Arthropoda; Insecta; Hemiptera; Cimicidae. Bases 420 to 1379 code for a protein of 319 amino acids. The record is from RefSeq and is a predicted model, not a curated record. The transcript has 5 exons. Gene Ontology annotation, molecular function: zinc ion transmembrane transporter activity. Gene Ontology annotation, cellular component: membrane. Gene Ontology annotation, biological process: zinc ion transmembrane transport; intracellular zinc ion homeostasis.
GUGUUCUAGUAUAGAAUUGUGUUACACACUUUUUUCACGAGUGAAGAUAAUUGUAAUGCUGGACGUGUUGUCGAACUGUAAAGUGUGUUAGCCGGAGCAGUGUAAGGCAGAGUUUCUUAAAUAACGCAAUGUUUUGACUCGUUAUGCAAUGUGAGGUCGUGAGCUUUCACCUUGUUCCGGGGUGCAACCGUGCAGGUCGUGAAGACGAACGUGAUCACUUUCUAAAUUCGAAUCGUAAAGCCCGCUUCAGCCGAGUCUCUAACGGGAUCGGCUGAGAACUAAUCGUGUAAACAAACCACUGGAGGAGUCGCAUUGUCACUAAUCCGAGCUUUGACGUUAGUCGUUACUAGUCAGUCGGUGUUUAUCGGUCGUGUCCAUGUCGUCCUGAUCCACUUCUGAACGGCUUCUCUAUCUGGGCCAUGGAGCUCCACCUCUCCAACGCCACCGACGGUUUCCUCGACACCGUCUUCUCCAGCGUGAACGGCCUGGCGGCUCAAGAUUACAACCCCUGGUACGGAUCGGUCAUCGGGUCCAUAAUCGUCGGCCUGAGCGGUAUCAUUCCUCUCUUCAUCAUCCCGGUCGACGGCUCGCUCGACCUGAAAACAGGGGUUGCAGGAGACAAGUUGAAGCUUUUGCUAAGUUUUGCCGUAGGCGGCCUUCUUGGAGAUGUAUUUCUUCACUUGUUACCGCAAGCAUGGACAAACCAUAGCAAAAAUGUCACCUUGAAAGAUAUUAAAGAUCACCCCUCGAUGUUCUGUGGGCUUUGGGUCCUAGCUGGGCUUUUGGUAUUCAUAAUCGUUGAAAAGCUUUUUGCUAAGGACAAGAGCUUGGAAGAGGAGAUAAUGAAAUCAAAAUCAAACUGCACAAGAGAAACUACCAACAACAAUGUUGCCGUCACAACAAAACCUGAGAAUGCCAAAGAAAUAAGCGGAUACCUCAAUCUGAUGGCCAAUGUGAUCGACAACUUCACCCAUGGCUUAGCAGUAGGCGGUUCGUUCUUGUUGAGCUUGAGGGUCGGCGUACUUACGACGCUCGCCAUCCUCAUUCAUGAAGUGCCACAUGAAGUGGGCGACUUCGCAAUCCUAAUGAGAGCUGGCUUUUCACGUUUGGAAGCUGCCAAAGCUCAAUUGGCAACAGCUUCAUCUAGUCUUGUUGGUGCCUGCACUGCAGUCGCGUUCAGUUCCACGUCACAACUAAUCGAACAAAAAACGUUGUGGAUUCUGCCUUUCACAUCAGGCGGGUUUCUUCACAUAGCUCUAGUGACUGUUCUACCCGAGCUCAUUGAAGAGAAAAACCCUAGAGAGUCAUUCAAACAGAUCUCUUUUCUGAUUCUGGGCAUUGCUGUAAUGGCAGGCAUGACAUUCGUCUUGGAUGAAUAGAGUGAAUGAAGUCCAACAAUGUUAAGAAUCUAAAAAAAAAUAUAAAAAAAUCGGGUAUAUAUUAACACAUGUAUAACUUGUUUUUUAAUUAGCAUCUUAUAACAAGAAGCCAAUCCAUUAUCGUUUAAAGAAAAAAUUAUAUUUUUAUGGUUAAUUAUAUAUAUUUAAUAAUAAUCUGUUACCAAAUUGUCACUAGCUUUAAUGAUAGAAGAUUUCAAACAAAAUCAAUUGCUUCAGUAUUAUUUUUGUGUAUAAUUUUUGCUACUUUUUUAUUAUUAUUUUUAGUGAAUUUAAUAAAAAAGCAAGUGUUUUUCCUUAGACAAAACAAUAUAAGUGAUAUUAAUUAAAUAUUAGACUGUUCAAAUUUUGUAUCACAAUGUCAACAAAUUCAAGAGUAAAUUUUUUUUUUGGUAAUGAGCUUUUGUCCAUUGUAAUUAAUCAAUUUUCCUUUGGAUAACUUGCCUGAAUUUUAUUUAUGAUUAUGCUAGACUCCUUGUAUUUGAGCAAUGGUUUCUUUUGAUAAAUCUUUUAUUUUUCUAUACAUAAAAAUUGUAUAAUUUUGCUGUUGUUGUAAAUAAUGUAUAUACAGUAGAGUAUAUGUGAUACGCUAUGAUAACUAUUGUGAUGUUCCUUUUGGCGAACAAAUUUUGUGUAUUAAAAUAUAUUUUAUGAAUUGUAUUUUUUGGUUAAUAAAAAAAUCUAAAUCUAAAUUUUUAUCACCCAGAUCGAAGGAAAAAAAUGAUGUUGACAUAUUCAAUGAAGGCUGGAAUUUCAAUUUUCACCGUCCCAGUUGUCAAAUUUUUUUUACAAAUUAAUUUUCUUGCGCAUUACGCCUCAUUAAUUGUCUACAAGUCAGCCAUCUCAUGGGAUGACUUCAAAAGCUCUCUCAAGUUUAUACUCAGUCGACUUAAGUUGCAGGGUCCAAAUAAGAAAUGGAUUUAUUUUAAGGAAAUAGAAAUAUUUAUAUCAAAAAUAAAUAUAUUGUUAGACAUGUUUGAAACCUAAUUCUAUGUUUACUCCUGACAUUAUUUCCCUAAAAACCACCACAAAAAUAUAACCCCAACUAAAAAUUCUAUAAGUAAAAUUUCAUUGAAAUAUUAAUUAAAAAUUUUGUAAUGUAUAUACAGUACUGACUCAGUAAUCUGAACUAAUUCUGCAACUGCAAGAGCCAAUUACAUAAAACAUUUAUGUAAGCAGCACCAAAUUUUUUUACUGGUUUUACAUAUUAGGCAGAUUCAAUGUAUUCAGCAUGUAUAUAUCAUAUUAUUGGGAAAGGGAAUAUAAAUGAAGAUUCCAGGGAUGACAAAGGGAAUCGGGCCCAUGACCUCAUGGUCUACAAGCGUCUUUCAAGCUAACCACUAGGCUACCGCGGUACACCAACCAAUAGUUAACACUCGCACUGCCAUCAUGAGAAUUUCUUUUUUGCUUGUACUGUUUUUUUUUUAAAUUUAUUAUAAGCUAUCCACCAAUGUAUUCCUCUAUUAGGUCUUUCCUGUAUGUGAAGUAAUUUACUUUGAAAAUUUUGAACAAAAAUAUAAUGGGUUUAUUUAAGCCUGCCAAUCAUGGCUUUUUUUUCCCCCAGUACAAACAUUUUAGUUGUUUCCAUGUACAUUCUGGUAUGAAAAAGGGUUUUAGCCCUACUACUUGCACCCUAAUCUUCACCGUUUGUCCAUUGUCAUGGUUUUAAAUAUUGGGUCUAAAGGACCUGACACACUGUUGGCAGUGUGGGUGUAAAAAAGCACGCUUUUAUUCAAAAACUGGUUUCGCAGUGAUAUGAAAUAGUAAAUGCUCAUCAUCACACUAAAGAAGUUACUGCUAGGAAUCUGGUUCACUGCAAAACCAGUUUGAGAAUAGAACUUUUUUUUCUUUCAACUAUUGAAUUGAUAUACUCAAUCCAUCAUAAUUAUUUUUAGUACCUUACAUUUUAUAAAUAACAAGAAAAACAUUUAAAUUAUAAAUAAAAAGAAUGAUGUACAUAAGUUCAAAUUCAAGAACACACCAGAACUUUUUUGUUACUUUUCAUGUUCAUAUUUCAUUAUAAACAAUUUUUUUAACCAAGGAAAACAGACGUCCCAGCUGCCAGGGCCCGAGACCCCGACCACCCAGACAGAUGGGAAGGGGAUACCUCCAACAAUCAUUUUAACCUUAUUUUUAUACUAUAAACAAUUUUGUUUUUAUUAAUUACAAGGUAAUGUGGAAAUUAUUGGGUUUUGGAAAAUUAUGUAUCACAUGGGAUAUAUUAAAAAAAAA